UUAAGCGUUACCAGUGACAUAACUUAAUAAGAGGUGUAUAGUAUCUAAACAAUAGACAUGACAGACAUUUUAACGCUUGUGUUUAAGACGUUUAAGUCACAAACGGAUCUAAAGAUGGACCUCACAGUCAGUCCUCCGCCUCCGACAACCUGCGGCGCCCUGGUGGUCGGAGACCACAGCGUCAGCCGGUCCGUGCUGCUGCUGGCGGCCGUGACGGCAGCCUCACAGAUGGGGAUGAGAGUGAUGUUCUUCACCCAAACACAAAUUCAAAGUCUCCCAGCGUCUCUGCAGAAAUGUGUCCCGAGCCUGAGCCCGGAGAGUCUAAAGAAAAUCAAGUUUUCCUAUCCCAGGACAGUGGAGGAGCUCCUCCUGCAGAUUGCCAGCCUUCACGAGUCCACCAACACGUCUCCCACGCCACCCUCACUGAUCAUAGUCGACAGGUUGGAGAGCUUCCUGUCUGAUUCUACAGGUGGUAGCCACAGUGGAUUUCACCCAGGAGAGCAGUCGUGUGCCGCCCACCUGUCUGCGCUGCUGUGUGACACUGCUGCCUUUCUCACUCAAGUCCUGGAGCAGCGUUCCUCGAUCUCGGGCCCCUGCCGUGUCAUCGCCUCUUUCCAGUCUGAAGUAGACCCCGGACAAGCUGGCGGGGAGCCCUCUGCCACAGAUCCCAUCCUUGAUAUCCUUGAUCGCUAUUUCCAGGUACGCUGCACUCUGGACCAAGACAGAGGAUAUGAAGCUGCGGCAGCUGGACUACAGCAGCUGUGGCACAUUUAUCUUUCUGGGAGAGGCAUCACAGAGGCCUCUUCUGCCAAAGACGGGGAGGAAAGGCUAGAUGUAGCCCAGGAGUGGCAGUUGCUGAUUUUUCCUGAUGGUUUAAUGGAGUUUAAGUUGGUUUGAAAAUGUCUGUAUCAAAGACUUAAACAGUGGGCAUUGAUAAAAGCCAAUCUGUUGACUUGGAGAGGAGUAGUGUUUAUUUUCAGCACCACUUGGCUUGAAAUUUCGGCGCUUGGGAGUUUUCAGUGAUGAUGAGAUGUACUACAGUAUAACAGGCCAUGGUCACUAUUACACUCCAUCUUCCAAGUAAAUCAUAUCUUCUUUUAUGCGUUUCCAGUCAUUUAAUACAGCACUUGUCUUUGCUUUGACUGCCGUUCCUUCUUGAAUACAUUGUCAUGUAAUCUGCUGUUCAACCUCUUUGAUAUUAUUUAACCCACACCACAAUAUUUGUAGAUGUAAAACAUUUAAUGAGUUUAGAUGACAUAAAGGUUUGUCAGACAUAUUAAUCAAAUCUUACACAAUGAAAAAAUGUAUAUACAAUACUGGAGAAUUUAGCAUGUGUGAGACACUGAACUUACGCGGCUGAUAUCACAGUGAAAGUAUUUUACACAUCAGAAGAAAUAUAGAAAAUACUUAUUUUGAAAAAAAAAACAAG
Molecule: messenger RNA, 1429 nt
Organism: Seriola dumerili (greater amberjack)
Lineage: Eukaryota; Metazoa; Chordata; Actinopteri; Carangiformes; Carangidae
Gene: swsap1
Product: ATPase SWSAP1-like
Exons: 2
Coding region: 58-897 (279 amino acids)
Biological process (GO): double-strand break repair via homologous recombination
Cellular component (GO): Shu complex
Molecular function (GO): single-stranded DNA binding
Source: RefSeq, a predicted model, not a curated record